Messenger RNA from Molossus molossus (Pallas's mastiff bat), 1243 nucleotides. RefSeq names its product helicase POLQ-like. Bases 321 to 1235 code for a protein of 304 amino acids. The record is from RefSeq and is a predicted model, not a curated record. The transcript has 2 exons. Lineage: Eukaryota; Metazoa; Chordata; Mammalia; Chiroptera; Molossidae.
GACUCCCGUCAAAGGUUCCGCGAGCGAACGCCGGGGGCUUGGGAAGUGUGUUCAUUGCGUCUGCGCAUCACGCUGACGUUCCCACGCUCACCGCGCAGGAAGCCCGCGACACUCACGAUUGGACGAGAAGGGGGGUUGCUACGCUUUUGCCUCCGUUUCCGGUCCGAGAGCAAUUAAUUUGUGGUCUUUCCCAAAAGUGGAUGGAGUGGUGAGCGACCUUAGCCUCGGUGCUAUUGCCCUGUCCUGCACUCACCCCGCCACUGGGGUUUGGCGGCUGGGUCACAGGGGACGUCGCUCGGGCAGGGCCCUCGGCCCCUGCCAUGGAUGAAAGUGGUUCCCGCAUCCGCCGGCGGGUGUCUGCCGGCAAAAGGAACCGUCCUAGCCUAGAGAUUCUUUUUGCCGCCCCUGCCGCGGCCGAGCUCAAGCCAGACGAUGAGGAGGACGAGGAGCUGGUGGCUGGGAGCCCGCGACGGAAAACUGUGGGUGUGCAACCAGUGGAGAAUAAUGAUAGUGAAGAGGACAUGUUUGGUGACUAUGAUAGCUUUGCUGAAAAUUCUUUAUUAGCUCAAGUUGAUGACCUGGAACAAAAAUAUAUGCAACUUCCUGAAAAUAGAAAACAUGAUACAGACCUUGCCAUUGAAGAUCUUUGUUCAGAAAGCAUCAGAUAUAGCAAACUCAGCGUUACUACUGUAGGCAGCUUUACUGAAUUAAAAACAGAUGAGCACACAAAGAACCAGAGCGGGCAUGAAGAUGUCUCUAUUAAACCUGGAGCUGAUCUUUUGUAUGACUUGCCUUCUUCACAGGUUUUAUACUUUGAAAAUUUGCAGAACUAUUCAAAUGAUUUGGGAGAUCCGUCUACUAAAGAGAAGGAUUGGAACUUGCCCUCUCACAAGACUAUGAAUAAGCAGUUGCCCCAAAAUAGCAUAGAGCAACCCCAGCAAAUUGAUGAGUCCUCUUCUAAAGUCAGAACUAAUUCAGAUGUGAAUAGGAGAAAAAGUCUUAAAGAUCAUCUAAAAAGUACCAUGACUGGAAAUGCAAAGGCCCAAACACCAAUAUUUUCUAGGACUAAACAGCUCAAAGAGACUCUCCUAUGUGAAGAAAUUAAUGUUGCUAAGAAGACAAUUGAGUCAUCAUCAAAUGAUCUUGGUCCUUUUUAUUCAUUACCCAGCAAAGUGAGAGACCUUUAUGUUCAGUUCAAAGGAAUUGAAAAAUUAUAUGGUAAUGCAUUUUGCUGAGAUGAAAA